GGCGCGAGCUCUCCGCGCCUCUCCCCCGCCUCCUCCUCCUGCCGCUGCCCGUUCCGUGCUUGCAGCAGCCGGAGCUGCCAAGCGCCAGGGCCGCGGCGAUGUCGUCGUCGUCGCCGCCGGCGGGGGCUGCCAACGCCGCCGCCAUCUCGGCCUCGGAGAAAGUGGACGGCUUCACCCGGAAAUCGGUGCGCAAGGCGCAGAGGCAGAAGCGCUCCCAGGGCUCGUCGCAGUUCCGCAGCCAGGGCAGCCAGGCGGAGCUGCACCCCUUGCCCCAGCUCAAAGAUGCCACUUCCAAUGAACAACAAGAGCUUUUCUGUCAGAAGUUGCAGCAGUGUUGUAUACUGUUUGAUUUCAUGGACUCUGUUUCAGACUUGAAGAGCAAAGAAAUUAAAAGGGCAACACUAAAUGAACUGGUUGAGUAUGUUUCAACUAAUCGUGGUGUAAUUGUUGAAUCAGCGUAUUCUGAUAUAGUAAAAAUGAUCAGUGCUAACAUCUUCCGUACUCUUCCUCCAAGUGAUAAUCCAGAUUUUGAUCCAGAAGAGGAUGAACCCACGCUUGAGGCCUCUUGGCCUCACAUACAAUUGGUGUAUGAAUUCUUCUUAAGAUUUUUGGAGAGCCCUGAUUUCCAGCCUAGCAUUGCAAAGCGAUACAUUGACCAGAAAUUUGUACAGCAGCUCCUGGAGCUUUUUGAUAGUGAAGAUCCCAGAGAACGUGACUUCCUGAAGACUGUUCUGCACCGAAUUUAUGGGAAAUUUCUUGGAUUAAGAGCAUUCAUCAGAAAACAAAUUAACAACAUUUUCCUCAGGUUUAUAUAUGAAACAGAACAUUUCAAUGGUGUUGCUGAACUCCUUGAAAUAUUAGGAAGUAUUAUCAAUGGCUUUGCAUUGCCACUGAAAGCAGAACAUAAACAAUUUCUAAUGAAGGUUCUUAUUCCUAUGCAUACUGCAAAAGGAUUAGCUUUGUUUCAUGCUCAGCUAGCCUACUGUGUCGUACAGUUCCUGGAGAAAGAUACCACACUAACAGAACCAGUGAUCAGAGGACUGCUGAAAUUUUGGCCAAAAACAUGCAGUCAGAAAGAAGUGAUGUUUUUAGGAGAAAUUGAAGAAAUCUUAGAUGUCAUUGAACCCACACAGUUCAAAAAAAUUGAAGAGCCCCUUUUUAAGCAAAUAUCCAAGUGUGUCUCCAGUUCUCAUUUUCAGGUUGCAGAAAGGGCAUUGUACUUCUGGAAUAAUGAAUAUAUUCUUAGUUUGAUUGAGGAGAAUAUUGAUAAAAUUCUGCCAAUUAUGUUUGGCAGUUUAUACAAAAUCUCCAAAGAACACUGGAAUCCGACCAUUGUAGCACUGGUAUACAACGUGCUGAAAACCCUAAUGGAAAUGAAUGGCAAGCUUUUUGACGACCUUACUAGCUCCUACAAAGCUGAAAGACAAAGAGAGAAAAAGAAGGAAUUGGAACGUGAAGAGUUAUGGAAAAAAUUAGAGGAGCUAAAGCUAAAGAAAGCUUUGGAAAAGCAGAACAGUGCUUACAACAUGCACAGUAUUCUCAGCAAUACAAGUGAUGAAUAAAAAAAGCCACCACCUCUGUUGGA
Panthera uncia (snow leopard) is the source of this 1585-nucleotide messenger RNA. It is a transcript of the gene PPP2R5A, whose product is annotated as protein phosphatase 2 regulatory subunit B'alpha. Gene Ontology annotation, molecular function: protein phosphatase activator activity. The transcript is spliced from 13 exons. NCBI's taxonomy places the organism in Eukaryota, Metazoa, Chordata, Mammalia, Carnivora, Felidae. Gene Ontology annotation, cellular component: protein phosphatase type 2A complex; cytosol; nucleus. Bases 99 to 1562 code for a protein of 487 amino acids. The record is from RefSeq and is a predicted model, not a curated record. Gene Ontology annotation, biological process: signal transduction; protein dephosphorylation.